GACAAGUUGAAAUAAAUACAAACAACCAGACCAUGCUAUGACUUGUUGAAUGCAUGCAUACACAUGAAAAUACAUUAUUUUCAACAAAAUCUAGUCCUAUGCACGUCCUUCAAGUAAAGAUUAAGCAUUUCCUAAAAAAAACAAAAUAGAAGAACUGAACGUGCUUCUUUCAACUAAGCUGAGAGUUCUACGCCAUGUCCAUGUGAUUUAUGUCUCGUUUCUUGAGCUUCAGAUUCAUUAGUCAGAUACUAUAUAUAUAUAUAUACACACACACACACACACACACACACACACACACACACACACACACACCUCCUUCUGUCUUCCUCUCUGUAUCCAGAUGUUAUGCUUGAUAAGAUUCAUCAUUAGCCAAAAAAAUGGGGUGCACUUAUUCUGUGUAUAAGAAGAAGAAAUCAAGCUUUCCUGAAGUAGUUGUGUUAACUCCAUCAAUCAGAAUUCCAGUGCAAUCUGAUCUUCAAAGAGCACUUAAAGGAUUAGUUCCAAAGGAUCUUGCUGAUAAAUUGUCGUCUCUUCGGAACCAGAUUGUGUUGGUAGCAGAAGAUACCGAUGGAUCAGCUAUAGCUGAAUUGCGGCGAGCUUUGAAUGAGUAUUUGUCUGUUCUAAUUGGACUUACUAAGAAAGAAUAUGGUCUUGAGGGACUAAUAGAAUUCAAGUGGAAAAACUUUGAAGUUGGAAAACAAGAUAGUAGUAUAUCAAAUGUGUGGUUUGAGGUGCUAUCAUGUGUUCACUUUAUGGCUAUGCUGACACUGUCUGAGGCUGAUUCACUGAUGAUUCCAAAGGACCAUUCAGACUCUGGAUUCAGGGUUGUGUCUGCAGAUAGCAAGAGGGAAGCAAUUGAUUUGUUACUCAAAGCAUCAGGGUACCUGGAGUUCUGUGUUAGGAAAAUUCUUCCUCAAAUACCAGCUGAAACCAAGAAAAUUUUGCCACAUGACUUGCAGGAGGGUGUAUUGGAAGCUAUAGCUAUUCAAGCACUAGGCCAGGGAACUGAGAUUCAGCUUGGUCUUGCUGUUGACAGUCAAAAGGCCACUUUGUCUGUGAAGAGGAGGAUGGCAUGUGAACAGCUGAUUUACUUUAGUCAGGCGUAUCACUCCUUAUCGGAAUGUGACUUCAACCAAGGGCAUGGAAAGAAGCAUCUCAGGUUCAUCAAAUGGAAAUUCCUUGAAUCCAAGGCUACAGCUUACUACUACCAUGGUCUGAUCCUCGACAAGGGUAACGAACCGAGCAGUCACAUUCUUGCGGUGUCUUGUUUUCUUGCUGCAGAAGAACUUCUGCAAGAAAGCAAAAAGGCCUGCUUGAGCUUUUGUCUUGCAGCUCCAGUGACAAGGGCUCCUCCAAUUUGGGGUGUCAUGAAACUUCUAAAUCAAAAAAUUCCUGAAGUUGCAUCAAAGAAGUACCAGAUGUAUGGAUACCUUUUGGAGCAAGAAAAAGGUCUCCACCAAGCAUUGCCAGACCUACCUGAAUUUCAAUUAUCAUUACAUCCAGAUGAGUAUGAAUUGCCUGAAAUUGAUCCAGCAUGGGAUAGUAAAAAUUGGGAAACAUUAGGGCAACCAUUGAAAGAACACCUUAGAGAUAGUGAUGAAAAUCCAACUGAUUGAUAUACUUUAUAUGGUUUUCUAGUUUCUUAUCUAUGUGUAGUUAAAUACAUGCUUGAUUAUAAGACUAUUGUAAAAGUUAAACAUUACCAUAUAAUUAAUUGAGUUAUUAUUCAUUCA
This is a messenger RNA of Medicago truncatula (barrel medic), 1733 nucleotides long. RefSeq lists its product as uncharacterized. The record is from RefSeq and is a predicted model, not a curated record. The transcript is spliced from 12 exons. NCBI's taxonomy places the organism in Eukaryota, Viridiplantae, Streptophyta, Magnoliopsida, Fabales, Fabaceae. The coding region runs from base 378 to 1616 and encodes 412 amino acids.